AUGUCAAGGACAGCGGCACCAACACCGCAUAUGAAAGAGCUGAAAGACGUCAAAGACGUCAAAGAGCAGGAUGCUCAGCAUAGUCAACACGACAUGCCUCCGUUUCUUCAACAACAGCCGAUCACAACUCCUGCACCGCUUCGCCUGACGAAUGUAAAUCCGUUGGUUCUUGUCUUUGACGGUCCGCCGAAUGCUCAGUGCCAAAAAUCACUAAAUAUUACAAACGCUUCCAAUGAUCGCAUUGCUUGGCGGGUACUCUCCAAUGCCCCUACUCGCUAUGUCGUUUCGCCAAAUAAAGGAUUUCUUUUCAAACAAGAGCGAAUAGCUGUGCAAGUGAUCCUUCUCAACGGAUCAAAAUAUCAUCGCCGUCAUGCUUUUGUCGUUCAAGUAAAGCCAGCAAGAUUGGAAGAGAACAACCGCAAAGUGAGGGAUCUAGCCCUAAAUGAGUACGGCUUCAAGGAAAGCUUGAUUUUAGUUGACUUGGAGAGAUAUGUCGGCCGCAGAAGCGAAAUUUGUCCAAAAUACCAGGAUUGGAACAAUGUAUGUGUUCCAUUUCUACUGUAACC
Messenger RNA from Cylicostephanus goldi, 566 nucleotides. NCBI's taxonomy places the organism in Eukaryota, Metazoa, Nematoda, Chromadorea, Rhabditida, Strongylidae. The record is from the annotation of a GenBank genome assembly.